This is a messenger RNA of Mercenaria mercenaria, 804 nucleotides long. RefSeq lists its product as uncharacterized. NCBI's taxonomy places the organism in Eukaryota, Metazoa, Mollusca, Bivalvia, Venerida, Veneridae. The transcript has a single exon. The coding region runs from base 1 to 804 and encodes 267 amino acids. The record is from RefSeq and is a predicted model, not a curated record. Gene Ontology annotation, molecular function: oxidoreductase activity.
AUGGCAGUAAAACAUGAGACUGGUUUUACGGAUUUAGUAAAAGGUUUACUUGAAGGUUUCAUGCCUGAAAAAGAUCCUCGUCUUAUGUUUAAUAACACGGUAGUAUUGAUUGAACAUGGAGACGAUUCGGUCAGAGUAUUUACUGAUGACGGAAGAAUGCUUGAAGCUGAUUUUGAUGUCGCUACAUUCAGUUUAGGAGUUUUACAACAACGAGAAGUAAAAUUCUCCCCGCCUUUGCCACCGAAAAAACAAUUAGUUAUAGAUAUGUUUGGUUUCUGCCGAUUCACUCAUAUAUACCUCCAAUUUCCACGCUCUUUCUGGGACGAAACAAUGUACAUUCUUCGCGCAUCUAAAAUUCGGGGACAUUUCAGCUGCUGGCGAAACCAGAAUACGCUUUACUCGGGAUCAAACAUUUUACAUCUUUCUCUGUUUGGAGAUGACGCAACAUGGGCUGAUAGGUCCACCGAUGACAUGGUCAUACAAGAAGUUCUGAACAUCUUGCAAUCGCUAUACCCGAACGUUACCAUUCCAAAAUUGUCCGGGUUCAAAGUUUCCCGGUGGAACACGGAUCGACUGACACGAGGAGCGUUUAGCUACUGGCCUACCGGGUUCACUGAUGAAAACAUGAAGUACCUCCAGGCACCGGAUGGGCGGUUAUUCUUUGCCGGGGAGCAUCUAGAUCCUGUCCAUUAUGGGUUCGUUCACGGUGCGUAUAGAUCUGUCCAACGUACCGCGGAGGAUCUUGUACAGUGUAUAGAAAACCCGUCAAAGUGUGCAUGGUCAUCCAUGACGUCAGAUGACUAA